Messenger RNA from Zeugodacus cucurbitae (melon fly), 3178 nucleotides. RefSeq names its product probable DNA double-strand break repair Rad50 ATPase (gene mira). The record is from RefSeq and is a predicted model, not a curated record. NCBI's taxonomy places the organism in Eukaryota, Metazoa, Arthropoda, Insecta, Diptera, Tephritidae. The coding region runs from base 501 to 3053 and encodes 850 amino acids. The transcript has 2 exons.
AAGGAAUCAGUUAGGAUUCUACAGUCAAACGAAUAGGAACUUUUCUACGCCAAAGAAGAGGGUUUCCUACAGCGCCAGUACCGAAACCGUAAUCGUGUGUUUUUAGUGUUUUUUGAACCAAAAAAUUAUAGGAAAGAACUUUGUUAAAUUAUUACAGUUUUGUUUAUUGAAAUCUUAUUAAAUCUUUAAGUUUUUGUUUAAACUGUUACUUGUUUUUAUAUCGAAAAAAAAGAAGUUAUUAUUUUUGCUUAUAUAAAAAAGUGUGUUUGAAACCAAAUUACGAUAUACACGAAACUCACGAAAACAAGGACACGAAAUUUAGAAAAAAAAUUUAAUAAAAAUAACGGUCGUUUUGUAUUAUAUCAAAACCUUUAAGCCAACCCUCAUUGCUUAUCGCUACAAUCUAUCACGCAACAACUGCCACCUACCAACAAACAACAACCACAAAAACCAACGUACGAACAGCCACCAACCAACUACCAACAACAACAACCAAAAAAAUGUCUUUCUCCAAAGCUAAACUAAAACGUUUCAACGACGUCGAUGUCGAUUGCGCCAACUCACCCGCAGCUGCGCGUUUGGCCACCGACGCCUGCACCGUUAAUACGCCGAGCAAAUGUGUUAAUGCCGCCACCACAGUCACAACAACCACCAACACCACCGCGGCUGCAACCAGCACAGGACACCCCGAACGCAAAGAGCAGAUCGAGAAAUUCUUCAAAGACGCCGUACGAUUUGCCACCAACAGCAAGGAGGCGAAAGAGUUCGCCAUACCGAAGGAUGGCGCAUUGAAGGAUGACAAAAAGUCCAAAGGUUUGCGUCUCUUCCGUACACCUUCGCUGCCGCAACGUUUGCGCUUCCGUCACAAUCCCACCGAGUCGAGUGCGGUAAAUGCCACUAACAAUAAUAAUGGUGGCGCCAGCACAGCCAGUUCCACGCCACUGCAUUCGGCCACCACCACACCGGUGAAGGAAGUGACCAAGUCAGGCGGUAGUCGUCUAAAAGGUAAAGAGGCGCUACAACAAGAGAUACGCAAAAAGAAUGAGUUGCUCGAGAGCUAUAUGAGUCAGAUUGAUGUGCUCAAGCGUCAUGUGGAACAGCUGAAGGAGACGGAGCAGAAAUUGCGCGAGGAGAAUGCCAGUGUUGUGGAGAAAACCGAAAGUCUAAUACAUGCACUACAAACGGAAAAUGUGGCGCACAAAGAGUUGAACGAUCGACUGAGCGCUGAAAAUGUGGCGCUCACAGAGAAUUGUCAGCAAACAGCGCAGGAGAUGAGCACGCUUAUUGCGCGCCACAACAAUGAGUUGGAGGAGUUGCAAGCUUUUAUCGGCGAGCUGAAAACACAGAAUGCUAGGCUGGAGCAACAAGCGCAACAACAAUGCUUGGAGGAGAAAAUCAAACAACAUAAAAUCGACGCAUUGCAGUUGGAGAUCAGUGAGGCGCGUGAAAAGCUUGCCGCCAACGAAGAGCGCGCACAGAAAGACACUGAACUCAUACAGAAUUUGCGUAACACCAAUGAGUCGCUGGGGCGCGAUUUGAACGAACUGAAGAAACAAAUCGAAAAAGAUGCUUUGGCGUAUGCGCAAGAGAACAAGAUCAUACAAAACGAAAUGGAGUGUCUGAAGAAGGAGCGUAGCACUUUAAAGCAUGAUUUGGCUAGCAAAUGUGAGCUCAUCAAAUCAUUGCAGGACGAGCUGUUGGAUAAGAAUUGCGAGAUCGAUGCGCAUUGCGACACAAUACGUCAGUUGUGUCGCGAAAAGUCGAAGCUGUUGGAGAAGGAACAUCUGAUCGAGACAGCUGAAGAGAAGGUGCGUAGCGCCGAGGAACAGGCGGAGCAAAAAGUGCAGAAACUCGAGUCCGAUUUGGAGAAUGCGCUCGAACGUGAGAAACACUAUUGGCGCGCCGAGCUCGAUAAGCGUCAGAAGAUGGCCGAAAACGAGAUCAUUAAAGUGGAGUUGGAGAAGCAAGACGUCAUGGUACUGCUGGAGACCACGAAUGACAUGUUGCGCGAUCGCGACGAGAAGAUACAGAAAUACGAAGAACAACUACGCAAUGGCAUCGACUAUUACAUACAAUUGACCGACACAUUGCAAAAACAAGUUGUUGAUUUGAAACAAGACAUGGCUAAAGUCAUAACCGAAAAGUACAAUUAUCAAUUAACAUUGAGUAAUACACGUUCCACGGUGAAUAUAUUGAUGGAACGUUUGAAGAAAUCCGAUGCUGAUGUCGAACAAUUCCGCGCCGAACUCGAAUCUGUGCAGUUGGCGAAGGGCGCAUUGGAGCAGAGUUAUUUGACGCUGCAAGCUGAAUUGGAGACACUGCGCGCUAAUCACGCUGAAGCGGAAACCGCGCUGAAGACACUAUGUCAGUCUUCGCAAACACUACAACAAGAGGAGCGCAUAAAUACGACAGAUGUCGCGCACUACCUGGACAUGUACAACGAGCUGAAGCGCAAGGACGAAUCACGCGAACUGUAUAUGCAGGAUAUGAAGAAGGCAUUGGACGAAUUCGCCACCGUAUUGCAAUUUGCACAACUGGAACUCGACAGCAAAGAGAAGUCACUGCAUAAGGUACGCGACGAAUGCGAACAACUCAAAUUGGAGAAUAUCGCGCUCAAAUCCAAAGUCGAAGAGGGCAUCACAAAACGUGAGAAUAGCACAGAUCUUGAGAAGAUCGAAGAUCUACUAAUCGAUACCGAAUUGCGCGCCGAAUGUGAUAAGAUCGCCUCUUGGCUAUUGAGCUCAUCCACCAGCGACAAAUGUGUACGCACCGAAAGCAGCAACGAAAUCAACGAACUGUUGAAACCAUCAACACCGACUAGCACAAAGAAGACACAACAGCGCAGCUGUUUGACACCAUCAUCACCCGCCGCCAAUAAGACGAUAACAAUAUCGUCCAACGCACCCGGUUCCAAUGUUGGCACACCACGUACGCCGCGCACGCCAAAGACGCCACGUACACCACGCACCACACCCAAGAAGACGGUACUCUUCCCCGGCAAGGAGAACAUAUGCAGUCCGCAGAAGCAGGUGCUGAAGGCGCGUAAUAUGUAGACGGCAGAGCGGAAGACGCAGACCAAGUCCCCAUAUUGGUCGACACUACGACAUAAGCACAAAUUUACAUUGCUUGUAAGAUGUAUUUAUAUUUAAAUAAAUAUUAACUAUUUAAAAUUAUGCAA